This is a messenger RNA of Raphanus sativus (radish), 1490 nucleotides long. Its product is annotated as probable 37S ribosomal protein S28, mitochondrial. Gene Ontology annotation, biological process: translation. Gene Ontology annotation, cellular component: ribosome. Bases 115 to 1293 code for a protein of 392 amino acids. The transcript is spliced from 5 exons. Gene Ontology annotation, molecular function: structural constituent of ribosome. The record is from RefSeq and is a predicted model, not a curated record. NCBI's taxonomy places the organism in Eukaryota, Viridiplantae, Streptophyta, Magnoliopsida, Brassicales, Brassicaceae.
ACAGAUAACCGUAACGGAGUCCAUCAGUUUCAUUUCCACUUGAACACCUCUCUCACUCUCUCUCCACCAAAAACCCUAAAACCACCUGGAGCCGCCGAGAUCAGCUCGCUUCAAAUGGCGCUUCAUCUCGCCAGACGCAAACAAAGACUACACUCCAACCCAUCUCUGAUUCAUCUCUUCUCCACCACCUCCACCUCCUCAUCUCCCCAAGACGGCGACGAACAACCACCGUCCGAUUCCAAAAUCUCCUCCUACUUCAGCGGCAUUAAGAGCAGCCUCAAACAACAAGACGGGAGGAGACAGCUCGCCGGAUUCGAUCCCAAAGGUCAAACCUUUACCCCCGGCGGCGAGGAUGCGAGGCGCAAUCUCAACGAGUUCCGACGCCGAUCGGCGUCUCCUCCGCCGGCGAGGGGGUUGCAGGAUCUCUACAAGCAGACCGUGCUCUCGAAACCCAAACUCGAAAGCUCGUCUUUUGAGAGCCUAAAGCAGAACUUAAGGCAGAUGAGGUCGCCGCAAGAGGCGACGAGAUCAAGCAUUCAAGGGAUUACGAAGACGAAACACAGUGAGGGGUUGCCUGUUUCGGUGUUUGGUGAGGAGCUUGAAGAGAGGAGGAGGAGGAAGGGAGAUGAGACGGAGGAGGAGGAGAUGAAGUCUGAGUUUUUAAAGAGGUACGACACUGAAGAGCUGGGGGAGAGGCUUAGAGAGUAUAGACCAGAAGGGAAGAGAGAGGAAGGUUGGUUCUCGUUGCGGGAGCUGAACCAGAGGCUUGUGAAGCUGAGAGAGGUGGAAGAGGAGAAAGCAGUGGGGACGAGGAGGAUGAGGGGAGGGUUUCAGUUCGAUGACUUGAGGUCUGGUAUUCAAGAAAAGAAAGAAGCUGAAGAUGCCAGAAAAUCACUUGCACUUCAGAACGUGGAUCUUUUCAGCGUUUUCAGUGAUACCUCAAAGUAUUUGCUGGAGCCUCCCAAAGAGGAGCUUGUUCAAACUUAUUUCCACCCGGAUAACAUGUCAUCUGCGGAGAAGAUGAAAACUGAGCUUGCAAAGGUCAGGGAAGAGUUCAAGAUGUCUGAAUCCGAUUGUGGUUCUGCACGUGUUCAAGUGGCACAACUGACUACUAAGAUCAAGCAUCUAUCCUCUGUUCUACAUAAAAAGGACAAGCAUUCGAGGAAGGGACUUAUAGCAAUGGUGCAUAGAAGGAAGAAACUGUUGAAGUAUAUGAGACGAACGGACUGGGACUCUUACUGCCUUUCGCUCUCAAAACUAGGUCUUCGUGACAACCCUGAUUACAAGUUUUAAAACAAAUGAAUCUUUAUUGAUCUAUGUAACUCUCUUUUUUGUUCUUUUCUUUUUGGCAAAUGAGAUAAUGUUGGUCUCUCUUAUCCAUCAUUUUGGGCAUAGAAACGCUGUUCUAGAGUUUAUUGUUGCAGGCUAUAUAGGCAAAGAUACUUAAGAGUUGUGUGGGAAGUUUGAUAAUAAAGUUAAAUUCUAGACAA